GAGAGAGAGAGAGAGAGAGAGUGUGUUCACUUUUCCACCAGUGAGGGACACACACUGAAGAGGGUGCAAAAAAAUAUCCAAAUUAAUUUGACAGCGUGGCUUUUAUGUCUCCACAAGUAUCUCCGAAAUGUCCACCAAGGCAGAGCAGUUUGCUUCUAAGAUACGAUACUUGCAAGAGUAUCACAACCGUGUGCAACACAAUAUUUAUCCUGUGCCCUCUGGAACUGACAUUGCAAACACACUGAAAUACUUUUCUCAAACCCUGCUCAGCAUUCUGUCCCGCACAGGCAGGAAGGAGAACCAGGAAGCUUCCAAAUUGGCCGUGCCCAUGACCAUGUGUCUUUUUCCUGUGCCAUUCCCACUCACCCCAUCUCUAAGACCACAAGUCAGUUCCAUCAACCCUACAGUUACUCGCUCCCUCCUUUACAGCGUUCUGCGCGAUGCCCCGUCAGACCGCGGGGGGCAGGGGCAGCAGAGUCGGGACGCUCAGCUCUCAGAGUACCCCUCUCUGGACUAUCAGGGCCUCUAUGUGACCCUCGUGACCCUGCUUGACCUGGUGCCCCUGCUGCAGCACGGUCAGCAUGAUCUGGGCCAGUCCAUAUUUUACACAACAACUUGCCUUCUGCCCUUUCUCAGUGAUGAUAUUCUCAGCACUUUGCCCUAUACUAUGAUCUCCACUUUAGCCACAUUUCCCCCUUUCCUCCACAAAGACAUCAUUGAGUACCUCAGCACCUCUUUCCUUCCCAUGGCCAUAUUGGGAUCCACGCGGAGGGAGGGGGGAGUCCCAGCGUAUGUUAAUCUGUCUGCUUCCUCUAUGCUAAUGAUAGCAAUGCAGUACACUACAAAUCCAGUUUAUCACUGUCAGUUGCUGGAGUGUCUAAUGAAGCACAAACAGGAAGUGUGGAAGGACCUUCUUUACGUCAUAUCUUAUGGCCCAUCACAAGUCAAGCCUCCAGCAGUGCAGAUGCUCUUUCAUUACUGGCCCAACCUGAAACCACCGGGAGCCAUCAGUGAAUACCGAGGGCUGCAGUACACCGCCUGGAACCCCAUUCACUGUCAACAUAUUGAGUGCCACAAUGCCAUCAAUAAACCUGCUGUCAAGAUGUGUAUAGAUCCCACGCUUUCUGUUGCCCUGGGAGACAAGCCGCCUCCUCUUUACAUAUGUGAGGAGUGCAGUCAGCGUAUAGCCGGAGACCACGCUGAAUGGCUUGUUGAUGUUCUUCUGCCCCAAGCUGAAAUAUCUGCCAUUUGUCAAAAGAAGAACUGUAGCUCUCACGUCAGGAGGGCUGUGGUCACCUGCUUCUCGGCCGGUUGCUGUGGGCGUCAUGGUAACCGUCCUGUCCGCUAUUGCAAGCGUUGCCAUGUCAACCACCACAGUAGCGAGGUGGGGGCUGCGGCGGAGACUCAUCUGUACCAGACUUCCCCUCCUCCGAUCAACACUCGGGAGUGUGGGGCAGAGGAGCUAGUUUGCACCGUGGAAGCUGUUAUAAGCUUGCUGAAAGAGGCUGAAAUCCAUGCAGAGCAACGCGAGUUUGAGCUGAACAGGCGACGGCAGAUGGGCAUGUCUUCCUCGCACCACUCUCUGGACAACAUUGAGUUUGAUAACAAGGAGGACGACCAGCACGACCAGCGACUCCUCAGUCAAUUUGGCAUCUGGUUCCUGGUGAGCCUGUGUACCCCCAAUGAGAACACACCCACUGAGAGUCUGGCCCGGCUGGUCAGUAUGGUCUUCCAGUGGUUUCACUCUACCGCCUACAUGAUGGACGACGAGGUGGGAAGCCUGGUAGAGAAACUAAAGCCACAGUUUGUCACCAAGUGGCUAAAGACGGUGUGUGAUGUGCGAUUUGACGUCAUGGUCAUGUGUCUCCUGCCCAAACCCGUCGAGUUUGCCAGGGUUGGAGGUUAUUGGGACAAGUCCUGUAGCACAGUGACCCAACUGAAGGAGGGUCUAAACCGCAUCCUGUGCCUGAUUCCUUACAAUGUCAUCAGCCAACCACUUUGGGAAUGUUUCAUGCCUGAGUGGCUGGAGGCCAUCCGCACAGAGGUGCCCGACCAGCAGCUCAAAGAGUUCCGGGAAGUCCUAAGCAAGAUGUUUGACAUUGAGCUCUGCCCCCUUCCCUUCUCCAUGGAAGAAAUGUUUGGCUUCAUCAGCUGCAGAUUUUCCGGCUAUCCGGCGUCCGUGCAAGAGCAGGCUCUGCUGUGGUUGCAUGUGCUGUCAGAGCUGGAUAUCGUGGUGCCUCUGCAGUUGCUAAUUGGGAUGUUCUCAGAUGGCGUGAAUUCUUUGAAGGAGCUGGCCAAUCAGAGGAAGGCACGUUUCUCCGAUCUGACUAGCAACACUGGAGCUCGCAGGGUGAGUGUGGUGUCAGAUCCGGGGCGCCGCGGGCAACACAACACCCUCAGCCCGUUCCCAAGUCCUUUCAGGAGCCCGUUCCGCAGUCCGCUACGCUGUAGUCCGUUUAAAAACCUGGGCCACGCCACUGGCCAUUGUGCCUUGGAUUUAGAUUGUGACGACGACGACAUGAACUUGGGCUGUUUCAUCCUCAUGUUUGACCUCAUACUAAAACAGAUGGAGCUGCAAGAUGACGGUGUGAUGCUCGGUUUAGACACCAGCCUGGGGAAAGAUAUUGUAGGGAUCAUCAACAAUGUCUUCCAAGCCCCGUGGGGGGGCUCGCACACCUGCCAGAAGGAUGAGAAGGCCCUGGAGUGCAGCCUUUGCCAAUCCAGCAUCCUCUGUUACCAGCUGGGCUGCGAGCUUUUGGAAAGGCUGACCCCCCGGGAAGAGAUACGCCUGGUGGAACCGACAGAUAGUUUAGAGGAAACAUUAUUGCUUCCUCAGCCAGAUUUCUCCCUUGGAGCGGAGAACGGAAGUGAGGAAGAAGACAACCCAAGCGCGGCACACACUGACAACCCCAACAACCACUCUCCUGAUACUGCACCUCUGAAGAACAACUCAGAUAAGAGGUUCUCCUACCAGCAACUUCCUGUGUCUUUGAAACUUAUAUACACCAUCCUGCAGGAAAUGUUCAAGUUUGAAGAGCCUGACAUCUUGUUUAACAUGCUGAACUGUCUGAGGAUCUUGUGUCUGCACGGGGAGUGUUUGUACUUCGCCCGUAAGGAUCACCCCCAGUUUCUGGCCUACAUCCAGGAAAAAAUGCUCAUCCCAAGUCUGUGGUCGAUGUUGAAGUCCGAGUUUUGCCAGCUGGCCUCUCUGGCGGUGCCUCAGCUCCUCCACGCCCUCUCUCUCUCCCACGGGGCGGACAUCUUCUGGAACCUCAUCAACACAAACUUCAACAGCAAAGACUGGAAAAUACGAUUUGAAGCAGUGGAGAAGGUUGCGGUGCUGUGCCGCUUCCUCGACAUUGGCGCGGUGACUAAAAACCACCUGCUCAAGUACUCUUUGGCGCACGCCUUUUGUUGCUUCCUGGCUUCGGUGGAGGAUGUCAACCCGGCUGUGGCCACCCGAGCGAGACUGCUGCUGGACACCAUCAAGAGGCCAGCGUUGCAGGGCUUGUGUCUCUGCCUGGAUUUCCAGUUUGACACUGUCGUGAGGGAUCGGCCCGUCAUCCUCAGCAAACUACUUUUGCUUCAUUUCCUGAAGAAAGACGUACCUGCUCUCAGCUGGGAGUUUUUCGUCAACCGCUUUGAAACAUUAUCACUGGAGGCUCAGUUGCACCUGGACUGUAAUAAGGAGUUCCCUUUUCCUACAACCAUCACUGCCGUGCGAACCAAUGUGGCGAACCUCAGCGAUGCAGCAAUGUGGAAAAUACGACGGGCGCGCUUUGCCAGGAACCAGCAGAAGAGCGUACGCUCACUGCGUGACAGCGUGAAGGGCGGCCCGCCAGAGUCCAAGCGGGCAUUCUCACUCCCCGAAUCACUGAGCAACCGACAAUCUCUCAGGCUUACCAGGCAAGAGCACUCUGCCCCAACACUUGGUGAUAUGAUCGAGAAAGUCCUGCCAGGUAAUUUUGUAUUUCACAUUUGUUCCAACACUCCAACUACCUCAGUCUCUCAUGCAGGCCACACGCUGUCUCCUGAAGACGACAGCAUCAUCCGAGACCUGCUCCCAGAGGACGCUGGCAUCGACCACCAGACUGUUCACCAGCUCAUCAUGGUACUCAUGAAAUUCAUGGCCAAAGACAAGAGCAGUGCCGAGGCAGACAUUGGCAGCGCCAAGGCCUUCAACACGGUGAAGCGUCACCUGUAUGUGUUGCUGGGUUACGACCAGCAGGAGGGCUGCUUCAUGAUUGCGCCUCAGAAGAUGCGCACCUCGACAUGCUUCAAUGCUUUCAUUGCCGGUAUUGCACAGGUCAUGGACUAUAACAUCGGUUUAGGGAAGCAGCUGCUCCCCCUGGUGGUCCAGGUCUUAAAGUACUGCACGUGUCCUCAGCUAAGACACUAUUUCCAGCAGCCGCCCCGAUGCUCACUUUGGGCCUUGAGGCCACACAUCAGACAGAUGUGGCUCAAAGCCCUGCUGGUCAUUCUGUAUAAGUAUCCUUACAGAGAAAUGGAUGGCAGCAAAGUUGUCCUCCAUCUGAUCUACAUUACCAUCAACACCCUGAACGCUCAGUAUCACAGCUGCCGUCCCCACGCCACUGCCGGCCCCCUCUACAGUGACAACUCCAACAUGAGCCGCUACAGUGAAAAGGAAAAAGAAGAAGAUAGUGUGUUUGAUGAGUCAGAUGUUCAUGACACACCCACCGGAGCCGCUAACAAGGAGUCACAAACCUUCUUUGCUCGCCUGAAGAGAAUUGGUGGGAGCAAGUCUGUGAAAUACCAACCAGUUGAGCUGAACGCAAAGAAAAGCGAAAUUGAGCUGUCCGAGUAUCGGGAAGCCAGUGCACUUCAGGACAGCAUCCUGCACUGCGUGAGGGAGGAGAGCACCAGGAAGAAGCGUCUGCAGGCCAUGAACAAGCAGAAGUCUCUGGACAUCUCCAAUACUGACUCGAUCCUCUUCAACCUCGAUGAACAUCGACGCAAAUCCUGCAUCGACCGCUGCGAUUUACAGGCACCCCCUGUUGUCCUGCCUCCGUCGACUGCCGCCCACACCAGGCGUCAUGGCAAAGGAUCGUCCGAUGGCUCUUGGGUUCGAGUGGAGGGCAACGACGCAGUGGACAGGCGGGGCUCUCGAGGCGGGCAGUCCGACAUCUCCAAACCCGUCAUCCCCGAGGUGCGCCUCAGCUGCAUGGAGACCUUUGAGGACAAGCGGGAUCACGGCUCUGCUGGGGGGUCAGCUGCAGGAAAGGAGGACCAAGACCUCAUUGACCUCUCCUCCGACUGCACCUCCAUACCGGAGAAACACUCCCUGCUCUCCAUGUCCGACAGCGACUCCUUAGUGUUUGAACCCUUGCCUCCACUCAGGAUUGUUGAGAGUGACGAGGACUUUGACCUCAACACCAUAACAGGAUCAAAGUUCAAUGGAAGUCCAAAAGUUCUGGCUUCUCCCGCGAGUAGUAACACAUUGCGGCUGUCCCCUGUGGUGCAGGUCAGUGUGGAGGACUGCUCCGGUGACAAGAAGAUCACAGAACGUCUGACCGGAGAAGUGCUUUUGGAAAAGAAACUGACUCCUUCAAGUUCUUUGGAACUACCUGAGCGAAUGGGGAACAUCUGCCACGAGAGCCCCAUCAUGACCCUGAAGCAGAAGAGGGACCUGCUGAGGAAGACGCCCCAUGUGCCAGACACCUCGGUGGACGAGGCAUUCGGCGCACUCGAGGAGGCCAAGGGCUCGAGCCCCUCCGGCAGGACCAUCUUCUUGGGCAUCCCGGAAGAUCAAACAGAACCUCUGUCUUCACCGGAGAGAAGCAACGACGAGGAAGAGUACGGCGACGACGAGGACGAUGACGACAUGGGCGAUGAAGCAGACAGCGAACUCAAACCGCACGACGGCGACGACAAUGACGAGGCCGAGUUUAAAAUUCAGAUCGUUCCUCGACAGCGGAAGCAGAGGAAGAUCGCUGUGAGCGCCAUCCAGAGGGAGUACCUGGACAUCUCGUUCAACACGUUUGAUAAGCUUGGCAACGAGCAGGCCACGGACACAGAUAACCAAGCACUGUCUACCUUGGAAAAGCCGCGAGAAUCUUCCUCAGCGCCAACACUUGAAGCCGCAAUGCCCGAAACGAGCCACCGCUCGUCAGUAUCGGCUCAGUACCGUCAGGUGAAGCGAGGUUCUCUGGGCGCACUGACCAUGAGCCAACUGAUGAAGAGGCAGCUGGAGCAUCAGUCCAGUGCGCCGCACAACAUCAGCACCUGGGACACAGGUCCAACAAAGACCAGUUUGCUCUCUGCACCGAGCACAGUGAGCAUGUUUGUCCCCGCACCUGAAGAAUUCAUUGAUGAGCAGCCGACCUUAAUGUCUGACAGGUGUCGGGACUGUGCGGCUGUGUUGGAAGAAUACGACGAAGAGACUCUGGGACUAGCGGUGGUGGUGCUUUCCAUGUUCAUCCACCUUAGCCCUGAUCUGGCUGCUCCUAUGCUCUUGGACAUCAUGCAGUCUGUGGGCAGGCUGGCUUCCAGUGCUAAUUUUUCUGGACAAGCUGAGAGCAUGUUGAUCCCAGGGAAUGUCGCAGGUGUCGCUAAGCAGUUCCUCCGGUGCAUGUUCCACCAGCUGGCCCCAAAUGGCAUCUUCCCACAACUCUUCCAAAGCAACAUUAAGGACGGAAGUUUUCUUCGAACGCUCGCCUCAUCGCUGAUAGAUUUUAAUGAGCUGAGUUCUGUUGCUGCGCUCAAUAUGCUACUGGAGGGGUUGAACAACAAAAAGAGUCUGCCAGCAGGAGGCACUAUGCUGCACUGCCUGGACAACAUUGCUACCUUCAUGGAGGCCCUCCCCAUGGACUCCCCGAGCAACCUGUGGACCACCAUCUGCAACCAAUUCCAGACCUUCCUCACUAAACUGCCCUCUGUGCUUCCUCUGAAGUGCCCCAUGGAUUCCAGUUUGAGGAUUAUAAUUUGCCUUCUGAAAAUUCCAGCGACAAAUGCAACUCGGAGCCUUCUGGAGCCUUUCUCCAAGCUGCUGAGCUUUGUCAUCCAGUACGGCAUCUUCAGCCUUUCCUACUUAGUGGAGCUUUGUGGACUCUGCUACAAAGCAUUCAACAAGGAGCGAGAUAAGUUCUACAUGUCGCGCAUUGUGGUGCUGGAGCUGCUUCAAGCUCUCAAGUUCAAAUCCCCGCUGCCUGACACAAACUUGUUACUGCUGGUCCAGUUUAUUUGUGCGGAUAUCGGCACACGACUGGCGGAAUCCACCAUCAUCCAAAAGCACAUGAUCGCUACAUUGCCCGGGUGCACUACAGCCGCAAUGGAAUGCAUGAGACAAUACAUAAGUGAGCUCCUGGAUUUCAUUGCCGACAUGCACACGCUAACCAAACUCAAGAGUCACAUGAAGGCUUGCUGCCAGCCGCUGCACGAGGACACUUUUGGAGGAAACCUUAAAGUGGGCUUGGCUCAAGUGGCCGCCAUGGAGAUCAGCAAAGGCAAUCACCGUGACAACAAAGCCGUGGUCCGUUAUCUUCCCUGGCUUUACCAUCCUCCCUCCACCAUGCAGCAAGGUCCAAAGGAAUUCAUCGAAUGCGUCUCCCACGUGCGUCAGCUGUCUUGGCUCCUCCUUGGCUCGCUCACACAUUGCACCCUGCAUCAGGGCUCCACUUCCUGUAUGCCCAUCCCUUUGGAUGCCGGCUCCCACAUCGCGGACCAUCUUAUUGUCAUCCUGAUCGGCUUUCCCGAGCAGUCGAAGACGUCCGUGCUGCACAUGUGCUCUUUGUUCCACGCCUUCAUGUUUGCCCAGCUGUGGACCAUCUACUGCGAGCAGGCCGCCGCCGCUCCCACUUUGCAGAACCAGAACCAGACAGAGUUCUCUUCCGGCGCCAUUCUCACAGGCCUGGAGUUCUGGAGUCGUGUGACACCCAGCAUUCUGCAGCUCAUGGCGCACAAUAAGGUGAUGGUCGAGAUGGUGUGCCUUCAUGUUAUUAGCCUGAUGGAAGCGCUGCAGGAGUGCAACUCAACCAUCUUUGUCAAGCUUAUUCCAAUGUGGCUACCCAUGAUACAGUCCAACCUCAAGCACCUGUCGGCAGGUCUGCAGCUGCGUCUCCAGGCCAUCCAGAACCGCGUGAACCACCAGUGUCUGCAAGGUCAGACGCCGGGAGCGCCGCCCUUUGCGCUGCGCAAGUGGCUGCAGUGCACUCAGUUCAAGAUGGCUCAGGUGGAGAUCCAAUCAUCUGAGGCCGCCUCGCAGUUCUAUCCCAUGUAACCGACUUUCUGCAACC
This is a messenger RNA of Hippocampus comes (tiger tail seahorse), 8252 nucleotides long. RefSeq names its product unc-79 homolog, NALCN channel complex subunit (gene unc79). The record is from RefSeq and is a predicted model, not a curated record. Bases 128 to 8236 code for a protein of 2702 amino acids. NCBI's taxonomy places the organism in Eukaryota, Metazoa, Chordata, Actinopteri, Syngnathiformes, Syngnathidae. The transcript has 52 exons. Gene Ontology annotation, molecular function: protein binding.